Fomitiporia mediterranea MF3/22 is the source of this 534-nucleotide messenger RNA. RefSeq lists its product as uncharacterized. The record is from RefSeq and is a predicted model, not a curated record. The transcript is spliced from 3 exons. Bases 1 to 534 code for a protein of 177 amino acids. NCBI's taxonomy places the organism in Eukaryota, Fungi, Basidiomycota, Agaricomycetes, Hymenochaetales, Hymenochaetaceae.
AUGCGUCCAGGGUGCCGAGGGCGGAUUUGCCAGAAGACAGACAAGGAGUGGUGGCUGUCAAACACAAGCACGAACGGUGGCAGCUCGACUGCUGUGCGCCCCAAGAUAUCAGAUAGCAACCGUGCCCUUAUGCAAGAGGAAGGAGCACGAGCAGGAGAUCGGCGGAGAGCAGCGGAGACGAUGAACAGGGCAUUUAUCGAAGACGAGAGCACGCACAUGCGCGUCUCGUAUAACACAAAAAUAUCCCAGGUAGGACAGGGCAGCAGGGCAAUUGGAGGCAGGAUGAUGACCGCGUUCGUCUCCGGCUGUCCAGAUGCCGAGCGCCCCGUCAGCUCAACAUCCGCACUAAUUGCCAAUCCAGCAAUCAAUCAAGAACUCCGUAUUCUGCUUUCGCGUGCAAAGCACCAUGGUUCUCCAGUUUCUGCCGCGAAGAGUCAGACGCAAGGUUUUUCUCCAGACAAGCUCGAGUCCAGCGCCUUGAGGCAUAUGUCUUCUGCGAAGUGCACGCCGUACUUCUUAACAGCGUUGUCCUAA